AUCACCAUGUCCAGGUUUCCCAUUCUUGCACCUAGUGCCUGUGGCAACACUUGCAUAUCGAGCCAGCUCAAGACAUCGACACUGAUAAAGGGCAACCACAAUGGCCGGACCCAACCACAAGGCCUCUUCUUUCAGCCGUCAGUGCCUCCCUGGACUCACAGCGUUGGAACAGUCGAGACACGUGUCAGGCCGGGCAGCUGGGCCGAUCGGUCAAGAAGAGAGAAGGAACGAGCAAACUGUCCAAAGCAAGACUUGGGGCGUCCGAGCCCCCACCUCGUAUCUCCAUCCCCCCUCCCCCCCGCCUUGGAAUGGCAUAGGCAGGCAACAUGGCAAUUCCGUUUGCCCAUGUUUUAAUCUUCCUUUUUUUUCGUCUUCUUUUUUUCGUCUUUUUUUUUUCGUCCUCCCUACGGCCUCGUCUCUUGUCAGUAACGUAGCCGCUCGCUCGAGACGCGUCCUCUAUCCGACAUCCCUAUCCCAUUCUCUAAACUCUCGGUUUUCAACCCGGUCCAUAAUAAAUUCUCUUAUAGAAAGGUCGCCGCCGGCGCAAUGUGACUCAGAGCUGUGUCCUGGACUGGCUCUGCCAACUGUUUUGUAUUCCGGACAGAAUAAAUCCGUACCAGUGCGAGAUGACCAAGCACUACCAUUCUCCGGCAACGCCGGCCUUGCCGGGGUGAGCAUGAAUGCCAAAAGGCUGAAAUGCUGCCACACUCUCCCCCCCUCUGAAUAAUGUGCCUCGUUUCCGUAGCCCAGCCUGGCCUCUUAUUCCUCAACACGCUACCACGAAAGCGGUAUUCCAGAUAGCGAGUCUCGCUUUGGAUCCAACAAGCAUGGCUCCGUUUUAUUCCAGUCCAUGGAGUUAUCCUCGCUUCUGGUAGCUGGGCAGAAUGCGGUCAGCGUUAUGUUUGCUAUAGGCAUCUCCAUAUACAUACAUACAUAUAUAUAUUCAUUCGCUAUUAUUGAGUAGUUCACUCAGAGAGGGUUGCCGUAGAUUUUUGACCCUCUGAUCGCCUACAUGCAUCAUAUUACAUCGUCUACACUUCAUGGAGCUGGCUUGUUGACUACACCUGCAUGCAUGUCUUGUUUCUCUCCCGUCGUUCACUAUCGAUACGUAGUUAGACAAUGAAUCAUGUCACCGGCAACUCCAGAAGGCGGGACUUGACUUCCGGCACAGGUCCUCAGAUCAGGGUACAG
Colletotrichum navitas is the source of this 1191-nucleotide messenger RNA. RefSeq lists its product as uncharacterized. The coding region runs from base 101 to 727 and encodes 208 amino acids. The record is from RefSeq and is a predicted model, not a curated record. The transcript has a single exon. Lineage: Eukaryota; Fungi; Ascomycota; Sordariomycetes; Glomerellales; Glomerellaceae.